AAAAUAGUGCCAAGUUUUAUUGUACAUCCCUGAAGCAAUGUUUUUUACACACAAGUGUUUUCUCAACAAUUGUUAAUUAUUAAUUAUGUUGAGAAAUAAAUAAAUCUAGCUGUUUAUAUAUCCUGUAAUAAAGCAUUCUAAUUUAAAUGAUACAAAAAAGAUAAUAGUGAAAUAACGUGGAAGUGAUAGUGAUAUGAUAAAUGUUUUGGAACUCUAACCUCAAAAGAAGAAAAAUAUUGACGUUCUCUGGUAUUAUUUUCUUUAAAAAUGGUAAUAAUUUGUGCAAUACCAAGUUGUAGUAACACACAAAGAAAAAGCAAGCAUACUUUUUUUAAACUUCCAAAAGAUAAAUUUUAUUGUAAUGCUUGGUUAAAAUUAUGCGAUAAAGCAAAUAAAUCUCUCGAGAAUGUACGAGUAUGUUCUGCACAUUUUCGACCAGAAUGUUUUAAGCCAAGAAGUGCAUCUCUUGAAUACAUUGACCGAAUAUUAAAUCGAACACCAAGAAAUGUAUUAAAACUCAAUCCGACCGCAAUACCAACUGAAAAUAUAUCUGCAAGUGAAUCAAUUAUUGGUGAAAUAGAAGAAGAAGAAGGAGGAGGAGCUGUCGAAGAUUAUUUAUCAGAAACGAAAAAUAUUUUUUCAAAUGACGAUGGUUCAUCGGAAGAAAUAAAUAUUGCCCCUGAUUAUGUAAAAGGAGAUGAUAAUUCGAAUACAUUUGAUUGUGAGUUAUCGUAUCAAUUUAUAAAUAAUGUUCCCGAGAAAGAAAUGUCACUAGAAAUAUCAAAUAUAAAUGAAAAUCAUCAGAAUGAAACAUUACCACAAUUAAAUGAUAAUAUUACUGACCAGAUAAUGAUAGAGGAUGUAUCAUUAGAAAGAAAUAGAAAUGUUAUUGAUCAGAUUUUUUCUACAUUGCCCGAUAUUGAUUUUAUAACAGAAGAAGAACGUGAAAAUUACUUGAAAUAUGUCUAUCAAAUAAAGGAGGAGAUUAAUAAAAAAAUGCUAGAAUUACAAGUUGAUAUUGAAAAAAAACGAAUAGAAAAUGAAAAGCAUUUAAAAGAAAUAGAAAUACUACAAGCAAAAAGAAGAAAAGAAUAUAAUCAUUUUCUUAUACAAUUUCUACAAGUCAAGAAAAAUAAAAUGUUUUGGAAAAAAAAGUGUUUAGAGUAUAAAAUAAGACUCUAUAAAGCUAAAAAUAAGGAAUGAACUUUCUUUUCUAUCCUUUAAUCUCAAUUUUAUGGAUAAUGACACUUAUUUUACGUAAGGUUGUAUGAAAAUAAGGAUAAACAUUGAAUAAAUUAUUUUUUAUUAAUAAAUUUA
Molecule: messenger RNA, 1317 nt
Organism: Leptopilina boulardi
Lineage: Eukaryota; Metazoa; Arthropoda; Insecta; Hymenoptera; Figitidae
Exons: 2
Coding region: 268-1203 (311 amino acids)
Molecular function (GO): sequence-specific DNA binding
Source: RefSeq, a predicted model, not a curated record